AGCAAUACAAAAUGAAAUUUUUUCAAGAAAAUAAUGAGUUUCUCUUAAAGAUAAAGCUUUCCUUGCAAGUCGGUGAGCCGCACAAUUUAGAUUGCGCCUAAUAUGGUGAACCGUCCAAUUCCGCAAUACAAAUCUACAAUUCUAUUCCAAUUGUGCUAGCUUGAAUUUUUGUUUUAAUCCACAUGCAGCAGGGAACUCGUGCAGCAGUACUGAUCAGCAUGUCAAGACUCCGAUGUGUUUUGCGAGGGGUGGAUUUGAGGACCUAUAUACUUUGGUUUGUGAUAGUCCCAUUAUGCAUCUUUGGUGUAUACUUGCAUGGGCAAAAGAUCUCUUAUUUCCUGAGACCAAUAUGGGAAUCACCUCCAAAGCCUUUCCACAACAUCCCUCACUAUUAUCACGAGAACAUAUCGAUGGAGACUCUUUGCAAACUUCACGGGUGGGGAAUUCGUGAAUCACCCAGACGAGUCUAUGAUGCGGUUCUAUUCAGUAAUGAGCUUGACAUCCUUACAAUUCGAUGGAAUGAAUUGUAUCCAUACGUGACUCAGUUUGUGCUUCUCGAAUCAAACUCAACAUUCACAGGCUUGCCUAAACCAUUGCUUUUCGCGGGCAACCGUGACCGGUUCAAGUUUAUUGAACCUCGGCUGACUUAUGGAAUGAUUGGAGGAAGAUUUAAGAGAGGCGAGAAUCCAUUUGUUGAAGAGGCGCAUCAGAGAUUAGCGCUGGACGAGCUUCUGAGAAUUGCUGGCGUAGAAGAUGAUGAUUUGUUGAUAAUGUCUGAUGUCGAUGAGAUUCCAAGUGGCCACACUAUUAAUCUCUUGAGGUGGUGCGACGACAGUACUCCGCCUGUCCUUCACCUUAGGCUUAAGAACUACUUGUAUUCGUUUGAGUUUUAUGUAGACAACAAAAGCUGGAGAGCUUCGGUCCACAGGUACAAGACUGGAAAGACUAGAUAUGCACAUUACCGACAGACUGAUGACAUUUUGUCAGAUGCUGGGUGGCAUUGUAGCUUUUGCUUCCGCUAUAUCAGCAAUUUUGUAUUCAAGAUGAAGGCUUACAGCCACUAUGAUCGGGUCCGGUUUUCUCAUUAUCUGAAUCACAAAAGGAUUCAGGAUGUAAUAUGCAAAGGGGCUGAUCUGUUUGACAUGAUUCCUGAGGAGUACACAUUUAAGGAGAUUAUUGGAAAGAUGGGAACUAUUCCUCAUUCUUAUUCGGCAGUCCAUCUUCCAACAUUUUUGUUGAAUAAUGCUGAGAAGUACAAAUAUCUGUUGCCUGGUAACUGCCGAAGAGAAGAAAGUAGUGGCUGAGUCUUGAAAGAUGGGGUGUCUUUUCAGAGAUUGGAGAUACAGAUUGUGCAUAUAUUGCACUGAACCGGGUCACUUGGACCAUUUGAUGGUUUUGGCUAAUCAGCGAUCGAUACAGGUAUAUAUACCUUAUAUAUGUAACAGUGUAGGUCACUCUCUAGGGAGAAGGGAAGAACUUUGUUAAUUGGGUUAUUGGAAUUUGAGGGGAAUCAGUGUAUAUCUCUGUGGUGUUGGCAAGCUUAUGUACCAUUUCUUUCCUGUACGGCACAAUCCCCAUAUUAAUAUUGCAUGAGUAGGAAUUGAAUGACAUUUCCCAGGCUUCUCUCCGUGCUGGUGGGAAUUUGGCUUUCUUA
Messenger RNA from Alnus glutinosa, 1654 nucleotides. RefSeq lists its product as uncharacterized. Gene Ontology annotation, biological process: N-acetylglucosamine metabolic process; protein N-linked glycosylation. The record is from RefSeq and is a predicted model, not a curated record. Bases 183 to 1304 code for a protein of 373 amino acids. The transcript is spliced from 2 exons. Gene Ontology annotation, cellular component: membrane. Lineage: Eukaryota; Viridiplantae; Streptophyta; Magnoliopsida; Fagales; Betulaceae. Gene Ontology annotation, molecular function: beta-1,4-mannosylglycoprotein 4-beta-N-acetylglucosaminyltransferase activity.